Messenger RNA from Caenorhabditis auriculariae, 923 nucleotides. The record is from the annotation of a GenBank genome assembly. NCBI's taxonomy places the organism in Eukaryota, Metazoa, Nematoda, Chromadorea, Rhabditida, Rhabditidae.
AUGGAGUUUGAGACUGGAAGAUACUUUGUCGACGCAGUCUACGGGACGUUCUUGAUUUUUUCGUGCACCAGAGUCUUUAAACCUGAGGUUUAUCCGGAGUUCUUCUCACUCAAAGUGUACAUCCUGGCGAGCCGACUAUUCCUCUUUUCCAUUGCAACCAACUUCACGGCGCCCAACCUGUACGUAGCUUUCAAAGCUAUGCAGGCAGCUGGUCCAGGUGAAAGUUUGGACUUAUUUAAUCAGGAUCUCGAACUUAUUUCGAAAAAAAAAAACGGCUAACGUGCAUUGUUGGGAAUUUUCGGGAAAUUUAAGCGGUACUAAAGUUCCUAAAAAAUUCCAGAGUGGUCCCUCUGGGAGUUAGGGAGGGAAACAACCCCUAUAAGGGCCGAAAAAAUGGUCCCUAUAGGGUUAAAAAUUAGGGUAGUCUUUAAAGGGGUCCAGGAUCUGAUCCCUUAGCCGCUAAAUCUCAAGUGGACCCUACAGGGGUCUUUCAGGUCUUUCUUUGGUCCCUAAAACGGACCAUCCAAGGGCCCUAUGGUUGCCUCUAUAGGGACCUUUCUGGAGUUCCUAAGAACAACCUUUUACAGACUUGAAGCCCUUCUUUCAUAAAAACUGAGAAAUUUUGCAAGUUCACCUUUUUCUUCCUCUGAUACACGAAGGAGAAUUUUUUUCCAUCAAGCCCCAAAAAAAAAAUCAAUCAUCCCACCACAACACUCCAAGCGUUGAAACCCCGAUAAAAUGAUUUUUUUUUUCUAGAGGAGACGAUCAUAUUCUUGAUGCCCUACAUUUUGGUCUACCUUGGUCUUGUUCUCUGCUUCCCCCGGAAAUUCUUGGUAAUUUCCGUCAUUUUCUGGUUCUCCGUGGCAAACUGGGAGUUCCUGGAAAGGCAGCAAAACCAAAAAACGGAUACCAAUGUGAUUUGA